AUGGAACGAACUCAGCUCCCUAUGGCCGGGGCUCAGCUUAGGUUAGAAGUCCGUCAGGGUGAGACAUGCCUCUCUGUUCCUGUGCCCUCCCUUACUCCUCUCCGGUUCCUCCAUGCCCGCCACGGGGGUUUGAGUUCACCCCCCAAUACAGGCACCCAAGAAUCAAAGCAGGGGCAACUGGAGCCAGAGAAUAGGUCUGCCAGUGAGGAGGUCUUGCCACGGGAUGGGUCUGGAGAGGAGCCCCCGCACGCAGGUCCUCCGCCGGCCCAGCCCCCGCCGGCCCAGCCCUGGACAGUGGGUAGGGACAUGCUCAACGCCAGGGUCAUUCGAACCCUGCAGGAACGUCGCAGCACCAGGCCUUGGUGACCUCAGCCCCUCACACCUGCAGGCAGUAUUCCGUCUCCAGCGCAGAGGGCCAAAGCACAACCCUCACGGUGGAUUCAUUCACUCAUUCAUUCAACAGGCUUUCUUACCAGCUCCAAACCAUUUGUAUCCUAUUUUUAACCACAGCAAUAAACGUAUUUAUUUUUUACCACAAGGGCUACUGAAAAACUUGACUGUCAUUUCAAUCCCACCCGACCGUCGUUCUGGUGCCCGGCUUAGCGCACCUCCGCUCAGCGUUCCGUGAAAAUGCUACAGGUGCGAGCAGAGCGCCUGGGACGGCAGCUUCCUGCG
Molecule: messenger RNA, 675 nt
Organism: Tupaia belangeri chinensis (Chinese tree shrew)
Lineage: Eukaryota; Metazoa; Chordata; Mammalia; Scandentia; Tupaiidae
Product: alpha-tubulin N-acetyltransferase 1-like
Exons: 3
Coding region: 1-366 (121 amino acids)
Source: RefSeq, a predicted model, not a curated record